Molecule: messenger RNA, 5235 nt
Organism: Trichobilharzia regenti
Lineage: Eukaryota; Metazoa; Platyhelminthes; Trematoda; Strigeidida; Schistosomatidae
Source: the annotation of a GenBank genome assembly
CUUGUUUAUCUCAUUCGCGGUCACGCAAAAUUACGGCCGUCUACAGGCUGCCCAAAUUAUGGGUGCUGUAAACGAGUUAUGUGCGGAAUUUCAUCCAUAACUAGCAUUUAACUACUGCUCAGACAACAGGCUCACAGCUGUUAUCCAAGAGGGUUAUCAUAGACUAAAGCCUAUUCUACUUAUUCGUGUGAAAGCAUUUAUUCAUUGAAAGAAACCCGAUUUAUGCGGGGAGUUUAAAAAUGUCCCGUGAUUGUUCGCCCCCGUUUUCCCAUAAUGCUUGUGCGUAUCAGGGCUAAAUUACGGUUUCAAUGUUUAUAUACAUCCAACUAUAACUUUUCAAUCUCAGAUCACUUGAAAAAUAUUAAUUAAUAUGACAGAUGGUCUAACUGCUGAAAAGUUAGCAGAGAUAAAGAAUUACGAAGAGCAAAUGUUUGAUUACUUCUCUCAUUAUUCCACAAAAUUACGCGAAUGGUAUGCAAAUGGUGGAGAACAGUCAGAAGAAUAUACGAUUCAGUGCAACAAACUUAAUGAAGAGUACCAUAGAUACCUAAAAUAUGCACAGAGAUUGCGAAGUAUGACUGUGUCUGGAUAUGACUGCUGUCAGCAAGCAUCUGAAGUAGUCUUCCAUCAAGCUCUUCCAGACCAAAUUCAGGAUCUAACAAAUACUGGUGCUGACAAUUCAAAUCCUGUGUUCACUGCGUCCGCUGCCGCUGACUACACGCGUUACUAUCAAAAUAUGAUAAACUACUUUAAUAAUCUCUUGGCUUCUGUACAACAGAGUGAUUCUAAUUGCGGUGAGAGUUCAGAUGACGAAAACCUGGAUAGAAAAGAAGAAGUUAAGUCCCUAGCACAUGUUGGGUUCGAAAACUAUACAUCCCAACUUUCGAAGGAAACCGAAAUGGCUGUGAGUGACAACUCCACUGUGCUGGACCCUUGUUCUGACCCCGACGCUGUUAUGAAGGAAUAUUUUGACCGUUAUGUUGAAGCCGGAGAGUGGGACUGGGCGUCUUGGAACAACUAUCUCAGUUGGAUCGCACGCACGAAUCCUCAAUGACUGGAAUGACAUGUAUGAAAAAUGGGCAUAUUCGGUUUCUGGAGAUUCCAGGUGUCAAAAACCACCAUUCGCGCUUCACUACUCCUCUGAUCCGAGUUCUGCAUCCGUUAACCACUACCAAGUUAGAAAUACCUCAUCUCUUAUUAGUUCUGAGCAAGAUGCUAAUGAAGAUAAUGAAAACGACUGGACUUACUGUUCAACUUGUGACCAAAACUUUGGUACUGAACGUGCAUUUACACUGCACUUACGUGGUAUUAUGCAUACACGAAGAAUUCUUCAAUCCAGUGAAAUGUAUGAAGCUGAUUUUGCUGUCCCAGAGGAAAACUGGGAGACAAAACACCAUAAAUGGUUGAAAUCUCAGUAUCUUAAUAAUGGUCAUUCUGUUGUGGGGUUUUCUGGUUCCUUCUUUUGUGAGUUGUGCGAAGUCGAAUUCCCGUCCCAUAAGUCACUUGGUUCACAUCUUAAUGGACGUCGACAUCUAGAGAAUGUUUCUAUUUACGAAUCGACUGGUGACCGUUCUCUGUUGAAGGGCAAGCGUAAAGCACCAGUUAAAGUCUCAGCUAAAAUACAACCUUUGCUGGAUGUGUGUACACAACCGUUAAUUGGUCUCAACUAUAUGAUCGAGUACCAGGUCCAGGAAUUAGACGAAUGUCUGUACAUGUGUAGUCUUUGUAACCAGUGGUUACCACGGAAAUCGGUGAUUGGCCACUUGUGCAGUGUCGUCCACAGAAAAACAUAUCUUAAUACAUAUUAUUUACCUCUGUUUAGGAUUACUGAUCGUGAUUACAGUGAUAAAUCACUUCAAGCAUAUAGACUGGAAGUAUAUGCUCGGAAGAUUGAGGAUUUUGAAGGUAGAAAACGUCUUAUUAUUAAACAGUACUCUGUAACUGAUCUCGAUCUUCAAAGUGAAAUUAUACACUUGAUACAAGAACACAGUGAGACACGUCUUUUAAAAGAAAAAAAACUUUCUAGAUCACCUCAUUCCGUAGGUGAUCAAUCCGUAUAUGAUACUUCAGUUUCAGCUGAUCUCGAAGAAGGCGAGAUAAGAGAAGAUUCUUCUGAUGAAGAAACAGAAGUUAGUGAAGAAGGCUCUCCAGAUUCCAAUUCGAGUUUCUAUACUCGUUAUAAUGUUAUCCUGAAGUCUAUUGGUAAAAAGAGGAAUAAUGAUACAAAGGAACUCAGCAUAAAAUCUCAAUUCGUUAUGAAUGUUAUGGCAUCCGAAAAUAAAGUUGAACGGCCUGAUGGUGAAUCUACGGAUGAAACAACUAUCACGGAUGAUGAUUGCGAAAAAUACAUCAUGGAUUUAGAGGAGAAAGGUUUGUUGCGACUAAAGGCAAAGAAGUCAAACUUUAAGGUGCGAAAGGACUCCGUUUAUACAGAACAAUUCACGAAGGAAGUUGACUGGGUCUUGGAGAAAUUGAAACUUUCAAAAUGCAAACAUGAAGAAAAUAUACGACAGACAGCUGCUGAUAUAUCUGCAGCAGCCAGAAUAAAAGCUGCUAAAUUACAAAAUCCAGAGAAUUUCACAGUUCACCAGCAUGUAUUCAUACACCAUUCCUCUUUUUAUCAUUAUUAUGAUAAAUCUAGGUCCGAAAACAAUGUAAUGUUACCAUCUCUAACAGCACCAGUAGGACCAGUAGCGCCUGUGGGUAUGAACUACAACUAUCCACUACCAAAUAAUACUGAUAAUUCAAAUGAGAGCAAGAAAAUCGCCGGUGAAAGCAAUGAUCGAAUCGCUCUAUCCAGCAGUGCAUUUAAUGUUAUAUUGUCAGCUAUCGAUGCCUUAAAGUCUUCUGGUCAGUUACCUAAUGAAGUAAAUCUAACUUUAAAGCAAAGUAAUAAAAGUCCACAGAAAAAUAUCACUUCCAACCAACCAACAAUUGUUAAACGAAAUCAUCAGUUCAACUUGUCUUUGCACAGUCAAAUAUCAGAAGAACCCAAACAAGCAAUGUAUUGUAUGCCGGUGUCAAUUAGCAGUACAUCUGCGGCUAUGACUAUGCCGUACCCCAACCCUCUUGCUAAUAAUGUUUCAGCACCAACAGAUUAUGAAUUAGUUCACUGUCGUUCACGUUCUCCACAAGAUGUGAGGGGAUGCACUCAGAAUCAACAGGUCCUGACACCUUCACUUAGUCGACAUAUGCUAAACAAUCUUUCUUUCAAGUCACUUGUCAGCACCCAAGAACCACCAAAUGAAAUGCAUCAACCAGCACUAAACUGUACAAGAAAUGAUGAAAAAAUGUUCGAUGCAUACAGCAUCUUUUCAAAACGCUCUGAACGUAAAGAAGCUCAAAAGCAAAGUUGGAUAAAAACUCCAAAAUACUUUAAACGUGGUGGUAUGCGAAAUGAAGAUCAUGGAUCGACACCCACAUCUCAGUUUAACAGUGGAAGAAGACUGUCAGCUAUUGCCGACUUCUUAGGUGUUAAUGAACCACCCACUGAAAGAAAAAGAAUUACGUCAUCUAAUCAAUCAGAUAAUAGUCUAAUCACCACUCAAUCCCAUCUAGUUUAUUCUUCAAGUAACAUGCCACAGCAUUUAACUACAAAUAGUCAUGCGUCAUAUUUGGAGCCUGUUUACCCGACCACACACAAUAUCCAGGUUCCUUGUCAAAAUACUCCUUCAUUUCCUUGUAAUAUAAUGAAUAUCAGGGGACCUUCUCCUUCUGGUGGUGCUCGUAAUUCCUAUCCAACCUCCAUUUUUCACCCACGUCCUGGUUAUGGGUCCACUUGGCCAAUUCAUGCUAAUCCCAAUUUUUCAGCAUCAAAUCUCUCACAAACAUUGGAGUUGAUUAACCAUAAUUUUUUUUUCCGACAGUGACUCAAAUUCACUGACUUAUUUUCCCAGUGCGAUAUACCAAUCGACCAAUGCUUUUGUACAUUAAAUGAUUAAUGAAACUUUAGCUUUGUACAUACAGAUGAUAUAUAUAUAUAUAUGCCAAAUUUCGUGAAGUAAUCUCCUACUUUGUAAAUUUCCCAAAUUUACCACUGGAUAUAAAUUUAUUGUGAUUUCUAUAUUCUUGAAGGUGACUGUUCAGCAUAUAAGGAAGUUCUCAUGCAUAUUUAGUGAACAACCACUCACUUUUAUGGCUAUUGGCGAUGAGCCAUGCCUACCGUGUAAUAUCUAGUGAUCCUGCCUGGUGUAUCAGAACUCUGUGAGUGAAGUUGAGCACGUGGGAUAAAAAGACUAAGCGGUAGCAGAAGCAUGUCUAAUAUUAGGUGUGGAUGACUUAUAGUGUUUUUUUUAUUAGGAAUAUAUAACAUGUGUACUACUCUACCCCCAGUAAUUUUAUUGCAUAAUAUUCAGGUAUUUUCACACGGUUUGCUGGCAUCCGAUUCAACUGCUGUUGAAAUCAAUCCGAUUCUCACUUAUGAAUGGUGGUAAUAUUCAUGCUACACCACUCUUGAUCUUUUCAGUAGUUUUACUUAAAAAUUGAGUGUUUGUAGCAGUAGUCGACAAAGGAUUGAGGGAAUUAGUGACUGGAAAUUUUGAUUUCGUUAGCCUAGCCAAAAGCUGACAGGAAUUCUUACCUAAUUACCUUUAACUAUGAGUGUUAAAUGACGUAAAAAUACCUAACCACAUACAUAGGAGUAACAGAAAAGUCUGCAGUAAACUACUCUCUUCCUUGAAAUCUUGUUUUCCGCUUACGAUCCCAUCGGGGAUCGAACUUAGAAACUUUAGGUUUUAUGCAAGCUUGCUAAACAUUCAGCCACUGAGACAGAAUCCAGUGGCCCAUCAGUCUAACUUCUUUCAAUUUAGGAUUUAUAACGCAACCACCAUACACUGCCAUCGAUGAAUACUUAACCCAAACUAGGACAAAGCAACUGUUCAGUGAUUCCUAGUUCUGUAACUGUUGUUGUCUGACUUGACAUCCACUAUAUUCCUACGACCAAACACUUGAAAAGAAUAUCACAGCGUUUUUUAAAUAUAGUUGCACGUUUUCCUCCGCUUAUAUUUACAAUUAUGUUUUGCUAAAUAAAAUUCGACUCUACCGUGUAACAAUUUGUUAUACCAACCAAACAUCACGAUUUAAUGAUAACCGCUCUGGGUAUUUUUGUCUAUCCCAGCCACUUUGUUUCACCCAGUGAACUAAAGUCUGUUAAAUUAGUAUUACAGACAGCUAUCAAAAUUUUGUUUUAAAAUUGUUGCUGCUCUUUUCGAGUUUACAUAUUUAUGUAAUUACUCU